This is a messenger RNA of Heterobasidion irregulare TC 32-1, 1644 nucleotides long. RefSeq lists its product as uncharacterized. The coding region runs from base 1 to 1644 and encodes 547 amino acids. The record is from RefSeq and is a predicted model, not a curated record. Lineage: Eukaryota; Fungi; Basidiomycota; Agaricomycetes; Russulales; Bondarzewiaceae. The transcript is spliced from 3 exons.
AUGCCAAAUGGAUAUAGGAUAUUUUGCUUGUAUCCUUCGCCCCCCUCAUCAAAUCCUGAAGCCGGAUUAUCUCUAGACUCGGUUUGUGACUCACCAGGACUCGCCCUUCCUCUGCCGGCACCUGUUCCUUUGGUGGCGGCUCUUGCCCGAGCCGCUGUGCCAGCGUCUGUUUGUGACUCACCAAUACUUCCAGACAUUGAAACGACACCUACCCCUUCAUCAGCAGCUCCCGCACAAGCUGCAGUACUGGCAUCCUCCACUCCGCCAUUUGCGAAUUGGUCUUCUAAGCUCCUGCUGGGCUGGCACUUUUCUGGUUCCACAGUGAAGUCAGUGGGAGAGUUUGACAGGCUGGUGGAGAUACUAUCACAUCCAGAAUUUGAUUUGAAAGAACUCUUGGGUGUCUCCUUCACUUGCGAGACAAAAAGAUUGGCCAAACAUUUAGCGAAUCCUGAGAGUAAAUUGCAAAACCAAGAUGGCUGGCAUUGUGCCUCAGUUGAUAUCCGCCUUCCCCCUGUCGGCAAACAGACUGUGAAACCUGAGAGCGAAUCUCUGGUGUUUAUGGUCAGUGGCAUCUACCAUAGACGCCUGGUCGACAUCAUCCAGGCCACCUACGCUGCUCCAGUAUCUCACACAUUCCAUAUGACACUGUUCCGCCAAUACUGGCGCCCCACUUCUGAUGCUCCACCUAUCUUGUUGUAUUCAGAGGUCUAUUCAUCACCAGGCAUGAUCGAGGCGCACCUAGAAAUCACAAGCAUGCCACGGAUGGGACUGGACAACACUCAUGAGCGCAUCGUAGCGCCGCUGAUGGUUUGGUCCGACUCUACCCACCUGGCCAGCUUCGGCACAGCUUCAUUAUUGCUGUUUUAUCUCCUGUUUGGCUCACAGUCAAAAUAUACACGCGCAAGGCCAACAUCGAAGUCAGCACAUCAUCUGGCAUAUAUCCCCACUAUACCCGACACAAUCCAGGAGGCCUACAUGAAGGUCUUCGGAAAGGCAGCCACGUCAGCAAUGCUCAGGCACUGCAAACGUGACCUGAUCCAUGCAAUUUGGUUGCUAUUACUCGAUGCCAAUUUCAUGGAAGCUUAUGAGCAUGGUAUGCUCAUUAAGUGUGGGGAUGGCAUUGUCCGUCGCAUCUUCCCCUGGUUUCUGACCUAUUCUGCCGAUUAUCCUGAGAAGGUUCUGCUUGCAAGCAUUCGCUCACUCGCAAAAUGCUUGUGCCCACGAUGUCUGGUGGAAAAAAACCAGGUGUACAAAAUAGGCUCCAAGCUUGAUAUGCGUCUGCACAAGAAGAUGGCACGCCAAGAUGACGCCCCACGCCGACAUGCUGUGGAAGUUGCACGCAAGAUUAUUUACAAACAAGGCUAUGGCAUUGAGAGCACAGCUGUCGAUGCACUCCUCGCUGAUAAGUCAUGGGUGCCCACCUGGGUUAGUCAAUUGUAUUGCACACCGGACCGGGUCACUAAUCUACGCAUUGAUACAUGGCAGAAUGCAUUUUCGAUGAAGCUAUCCAAGUAUGGAUUUAACUUCUACGACCUAUUUGUUGUCGACCUCCUGCAUGAGUUUGAGCUAGGGGUUUGGAAAGCCAUUUUUACUCAUCUGCUGCGCAUCCUAUGGGCCGCUGCAGGGACAAAAUACAGGAAUUGA